Messenger RNA from Amphimedon queenslandica, 3714 nucleotides. RefSeq names its product ras-associated and pleckstrin homology domains-containing protein 1-like. The coding region runs from base 192 to 3548 and encodes 1118 amino acids. NCBI's taxonomy places the organism in Eukaryota, Metazoa, Porifera, Demospongiae, Haplosclerida, Niphatidae. The transcript is spliced from 22 exons. The record is from RefSeq and is a predicted model, not a curated record. Gene Ontology annotation, biological process: signal transduction.
UAGGAGGUGGAGCUGGAAUACCUCCUCCUCCUCCUCCUGGUGGUGGCAUACCUCCUCCUCCACCAGGACCUCCGGCAGUAGGAGGUGGAGUUCCUCCUCCCCCUCCUCCAGCAAUAGGAGGACCUCCUCCUCCUCCCCCUCCUCCUCCCCCUCCUCCUCCUCCUCCUCCUCUAAGUGCAGGAGGGAAGUCAAUGCCAAACAAAGAGAAUAAAGCUCCUGUUGUUAAAAAGGCUCCACCUGCGCCUCCUAAAAGGACAUCUUCAAGAAAGAGUCGUAGUUCUGAAUUAUAUAGCGAACCACCACCUCCUCCUCCUCCUUUUCCUCAGGAUGUUAAGAAGGCACCUCCCCCAGUGCCAGUUCGCUCUGAAAGCACUCAUUUAUCAUCUCCAACUAAGAGACAGUCGGCCACAAUAUCCUUGGGAUAUGAUCCUAAUCUGACUAACGUAACUGCUCACCCUCCUCCACCUCCUCCUCCUCCUCUUGUACAGCGAAGGUCACAAUCCUCACUCUCUCCUCCUCCUCCUCUGUCACUCAUCACUCAACCUCCCCCUCCUCCUCCUCCUAUAGUGACAGCUCCAGCUCCUCCUAAUGGCCACAAGGAUUACGAUAUACCUUUAACUAAACAGGAGAGGGAAGAGAGAGAUAGGACAGUGCAGGAUCCUUUAUAUGAUGAAUUACAGUUUAAUAAUGAUCAGCAAGGUUCUCGUCCUCAGUCGCUGAUUAGUGUAUCAUCUACUCUCUCCUCAUCAAUCAGCAGCUCCAGAGGAAGCAGGAAAGAUGAAGUUGAGUAUGACGUACCUCGUCCACCAAACUCCACCCUCCCUGCUCCCCCUCCCCCUCCUCCUCUUCCUCCCCCUCGUACCUCAAAGGAAGAGCCAAGCCCCCCUAGUGGUGGAGCUUUGACAAGUGGUCUAAUGAACACAAACGCUUCAUCUUACAGCAGUUUAACUAUAUCUUCAAACAGCUCGGCAGAUAAUCUCGGAGUUUGGGACGACCUUAAUUACGACGACGACGAAGAUGAGUCUAGUGGUACCAACAUAGAGAAUCCUGUUCCAGGUUUGACUGAUCCUAAUUCUGUACUGAAUGAAGAUGACGAAGUGUUGCUUGAUAACUGGAUAAAGGAGUUAGAGUCUGGAGUACAGAGGAUGUCUGGUUUAUUGUCUACUAGUGAAUCACCUCCUCCUCCUCCUCCUCUACCUCCUCCUCCUCCUCGGUCUCAGUCUAAUGUGCCCCCUCCCCCUCCACCACCUAUCAAGCCUCCUUCCCCUAAAGUUGAAACCCCGCCUAUCAAAACGCCUGUCAAUGAAGCCCCACCAACCUCAUUCAAUGCUCAACCUACUUCACCUAAAAUUGGAUCUCCUCCUAAAAUUGAAUUGUCUCCUCCCCCACAAGACCCUGGACUCCGCAUGAAAUCAUUAUCUCCACCUGAAUCGGAUCCAAGUGCAAGCCCUGUUAAAAGGAGGACGACACUAUCAGAGAAGAAAUUGAUGAAUCAAGAUAAAUACUCAUCAUGGAGGGUGUCAAUGUCAGCACUAGCAGGAGCUGAGGAUAGUGACUUAGAUGAUAUUUUAGCUGAUUUGUGUAAACUGGAAGAAGAUACAAAAGCACUUCAACUAGCUGCAGCUGAUAUAUCAUCAACUUCAAAUGACAGCUCAACUGUGAAGAAACCUGCACAGUCCACAAAAGAAGGAACUGUCUCCAGUGAUGAGUUUGUCAAGAUAAUGAUGACACUUCAAAACUCGAGUCAACUUGUUGCUGAUCCAUCAAAGACACUAUCAGCUAAAGCUCAGACAGACUCCAGCACAGCUAUAGCAAAAAGAUCACUUUCACCAGCCUCCUCAGAACAUGAUGUCAGUUCAAAGGAAGAAGCUUCCAAUAGCUCAGAUAUAUUUUCACUUCACAGAUCAAGCAGCAUUUCAGGAGGUACAGUGAGUGGUAAUACAAUGAGACGUGGGACAAUGAGUAGAAGAAGUGCUAAGAAUGUGUACAUGAAUACUACAAUCAUUGAGCCGCCAUCACCUACUCAUGUUGCUUUGAAAAAAGAAUUGGAUGAUUUUGCAGAUAAACUUGUCAUUGAUGAAAGCUUGACAACUGAAGAACAAGCUGCAAAACUCAAAAGUGAAAAGAUUAAGAAAGCAAUGAUGAGAUUGAAGGAAGCCAGCAUGCAAAAGAUUGUAAUCAAGGCUCAUAAUAUUGAUGGGAGUGUAAAGACAGUAGCUAUCACUGAAGGAAUGACUGCUAGAGAUGUGUGCUUCCUUUUAGCUGAGAAGAAUCAUCAAGACCUUGGACCUAAUUGGACUAUUGUAGAGAGAAUACCUGAUUUAUACUUAGAGAGGACACUGGAAGAUCAUGAAGUUGUCAUUGAUGCUGUGUCUCAUUGGCCAAGGGAUCAUAACAAUCAUGUUUUGUUUAAAAAUAAUCCAGAGAAAUAUUACUUGAUUAAAAGACCACAGCUCUUGAUGCCGUCAAAACAUGUUUAUUCGAGUCUCAAUCCUGCAAGAAACAGAGGGAGUUUCACUGAAGAUCAAAAGAGACAAAUUAUUUUAAAAGAAAUAUUUGAGCAGAACAUAAUGCCUCCAAUAGAAGGUGAGCUCUACAUCAGAGAAGGAAAGAAAAGCACCUGGAGAAAGCACAUGUUUGCUUUGAGAGCAUCUGGUCUUUAUUAUUCUAAAAAUGGAAAAUCAAUGGCUAGCAGGGAUUUAGUAAGAAUUAUUGAAUGGAAAGAUGUUGAGUGUUACUAUGGCAAUCAAUACAAGAAGUUUUACAAGGCACCAGGACACUACUGCUUUUCACUGAUGCCUUAUGGGCCUAUAUCUAAAGUAGAAAAGAAGAUCAUUCAUGUUUGCGUGCCAACUAAGCAUGAUCUCAACUGCUGGGUUACCGGGAUAAAACUUGCUAAGCAUGGCAGUCAGUUGAAACAAAAUUAUGAAGACACGAAAGCUGAACUCCCUUGGUUGCAGUUGGAGGAUGAUAAUUUAGAUCAGUUGUUGAUCAGUGCUGGAGGCACUAAAAGAGAGUCUUACUCACCACGAUCAAGAGAUGCAUCCAGUGCUGAGGCUGGCUUAAAGGCAAGUGACGAUGUGUCUAGUUUAGAUGUAUCAGGUAAUAGGAGUGUAUCUGGAAGUGUUAGAGGAAAGAGCUCACAAGAGAAUGAUUUGUCUAGUGGAAGUCUAGGUGGAGCUAGUCAUAUUAUAUCAGGUCCAGUGAUUGGUGCUUCAGUGAGAGGAGGGAGAAGGAACCAAAGCAGCAAUGCACUGGCAUCUGCCUUUAAAGAUGCUUGGAAACAAGGAAACCUGGCUUCAGAAAUGAAACAAGAGGAGACUUGGCCGAUUUUUCAAGCUAAUCAAAAAGCUUCAAACAAUUUUACAAAAGACUCUAGUAAUUCACUGCAACCAGGCACAGCCAGCGGAGAAAGUGAGAGGAUGUUUGAGGAAAUGUCAGGAAUGGUAACAUUGAAACGGAAAGGAAAAGAGAAAGGAGAUCAGAAUCAAUUUGGAAGAAUAACAGAUAAUGAUAACACUGUAUCAAUUAAUAAUAUGUUACAAUAGGUAACAAGUUUCUUUGUAUUUUUUAUUGUCAGUUAUUAUUAUUAUUAUUAUUAUUAUUAUUAAUUAUUAUUAUUAUAGCAUUAAUGUGAAUGUCGUUUCUCACUGUAUUAUGUAGUCAUUUUUAUGGUAAUAAUAAUACUACUACUAUGAUAGUUUGAAUUUUGAA